Molecule: messenger RNA, 726 nt
Organism: Pelobates cultripes (western spadefoot toad)
Lineage: Eukaryota; Metazoa; Chordata; Amphibia; Anura; Pelobatidae
Source: the annotation of a GenBank genome assembly
AUGGCUGCCAGCCCAGAUAUUGUAUAUUCCACUCCCAAGAUGGCCACUGCCCCCUCCAAUAUGGUUGCUACCAGACUUAAAACAGCGAUUUACAAUCCCAAUAUGCCACCUCAAUUGGCAGAAGACCUGCCACCGUCAGCUGGCAUGAUAAUUCAACUUAUUAAAGAUUUGAGAGUUGAUUUGAAAAACGACUUUAAAAAAGACUUUGACGCAUUAUAUGGAGCCAUGGAGGGCAUUAAUCAGCGAACGGAAAUAAUAGAGAAUAGAUUGCAUUCUCAAGAGCAAUCUCACCUGGAUCUGGUUGAAACUGUAAAAGAGCUCCAGAAGCAAGUGCACCAACAAGCGGAAAAGUUAGCGGACGCUGAGGAUAGAAGUAGGCGUAAUAACCUAAGGAUCAGGGGGAUCCCUUAUAAUAUCAAUUCUCUGGAAUUACCAAGUUAUUUCCAGACAAUGGUGAAGUCAGCUCUACCAACUGCUAAUAAUACGGAUUUACUACUGGACCGCAUCCAUAGAUUUCCCAAACCCGGCAAUGCACCUGCGGCUGCACCCAAAGAUGUGAUACACUACUACCACAUUAAAGAGGAAUUUAUAGGUGCAGUACGCACGUCAGUCCUCACGGGGGAUUACAGCAGCAUGAAGGUCUUCCAAGACUUCUCUCCUCAAACAAUGAGGCGGCGAAUUUCAACUUUUCACUACAGAGCUAAGACGAAGAGGGAUAAGAUAUAG